AUUACGUAUUAUAUGUAAAUUUAUUUAUUCUCGCCAAAGCAAUAAACAACUCUAGUCAUGAUUUAUAUCACUUCAAUAAACAACGUUUUUGCACUAUUCAUUACUGUCUUAACUAUAAAAGUAUCACUGGUGACCAACAUGAAAAUAUUUGACGAGCUGGACGCAAACUAUUACUGUAAAAACGCAAAGAAAUUGUGCGCGGAGUCCAUGGAGCGAGCGCCUCAUGUCGUAUGCAAAUACCACGAUCUCAAGGGCGACUGCCGUCUGUACAAAUAUUACGACAUAAGUGAGAGCAUGGCUAGAGAAAUAGUUUCCCGGAUAAAUCAGGUGAGAAGUAAAGUGGCAAACGGAAUAGCCGAAGGUCAGGAAGGAUACUUACCUACAGGAUACGGAAUGAUGAGAGUUUCAUGGGACAGCGAGCUGGCGGCUAUAGCGAAGCUGGUGAUCUCCAUGUGCCACUCACAAACCGACUACACCUGCGCGGCUACUUCAAAAUUCCACAACCCUGUAAUGGCAUAUUUGUCCAGCAUGAAUGUGGACUCCAUGGAAGAGGCGGUGGAUGAGAUUCUGAGGAACUUUGAGGAAUAUAGAGUAACGGCCGAUGACAUCUUCGUCGGACCAAACGUAAAAUAUGAAGACCAAAAGCUGCGCUACCUGAGACAAGUGGUAGGAGACUUAACACACAUCGGGUGUGCGUUGGCUGUGUAUCAAUCUUUUCAAGAUGAAAUGACACACUUAAAGUGUUACAUGUCACACUCGCCGGUCCAGAACAUGCCAGUAUACAACACUGACCAGCCGCGGCCAGAGGACAGGGCCUCGCCGAGGUGUGGCUGUCCCAUAGGCUCUAGGGAGGAUGCGGACUGUCUCUGUGUACUCAAACCCAAGACUAUCACACCAAUACCAAUACUAAACAACAACCCUCAACAAUCGAUAAAUGUUCUCAAACCGAUACACCAAACGGCGCAGAAUCCAUCACUGCCUGAUAUAAUGUGGCCUAUGACGCCCACCAAUGGGACCAACGCCACCUGCAAGCCCAGGAUUGUCAUGAUGCCCAUAUUCACUCUGCAGAACGCUCCGAGACCUAAGCGUAAUGGUACUAAGAAGAAUAAAUAUAGAAGGCGGAGAUCCCGGGACACCAAUGGCUACAGUGCUGUCACUAUUGACGAUUUCUAUUUCGAUGACGAGCCAACUCCACCAGCCAACCUGACAGUCAGAUCACAACUGCUGUACCAUCUGAAGAAAAAUAGAGAAAAAGCAGGCAUAGAGUUCUACAGCUCAGAAGAGAAACAUUCACAAACACACGACCGAAUCUGGAAGAACAUUGUAUCCCUUCUCAAUUUGUUGGAGAAGACAGGGAAGUCUGUGCAGUUGACGAGUCGAGAGGUGAUGGAAGCCAAGACCAAGCUUAAAGAAAUACAUGACAAGGUGUUAGGGAAAGCUGAAUAUGAUUUACCUGAAGAUGACUAAUGGGCGAGUUUGGUAUAGGUCUACAUACAUACAUACAUAACUUCACGCCUGUCUCCCAUGGGGGUAGGCAGAAACAAUGGACCGCCAAUAGUAUAGUUCUCUUCUAUGUAUGUUCUAUUCUUCUUUUCAUCGAAAGCACGUCGAUGUCUAGUCUAGUCAUAGGUAGUUAUAGGCAUGUGACAAUGAUCGCGGAAAAGACGGAAGAAUGCAGUCCAAUAUACGAGAAAUAAAAUUGCCGUGUCGCCUUAGGCAUACCGUGGAAUGCUAU
This is a messenger RNA of Spodoptera frugiperda (fall armyworm), 1735 nucleotides long. RefSeq lists its product as uncharacterized. The coding region runs from base 58 to 1467 and encodes 469 amino acids. The transcript is spliced from 11 exons. The record is from RefSeq and is a predicted model, not a curated record. NCBI's taxonomy places the organism in Eukaryota, Metazoa, Arthropoda, Insecta, Lepidoptera, Noctuidae.